This is a messenger RNA of Amaranthus tricolor (Joseph's coat), 1730 nucleotides long. Its product is annotated as peptidyl-prolyl cis-trans isomerase CYP40-like. Lineage: Eukaryota; Viridiplantae; Streptophyta; Magnoliopsida; Caryophyllales; Amaranthaceae. Gene Ontology annotation, molecular function: protein binding; peptidyl-prolyl cis-trans isomerase activity. Gene Ontology annotation, biological process: protein peptidyl-prolyl isomerization. The coding region runs from base 200 to 1288 and encodes 362 amino acids. The transcript is spliced from 8 exons. The record is from RefSeq and is a predicted model, not a curated record.
AAAACCAUUCAUAUAUUUGGUAAUUGGUGAAGCGCCUACUCCUACUCCUAGGAGUAAAAUAAGGGUGCAGAGUGAAGAGUCCAGCCUUUUAGUACAAGUUCUUUAUUUGACCCACCAAAAAAAGUAAAAGGGGUUUUUCCUUCAAAAAACCCCCAAUUCUAGGGUUUUGGAAAUCUGAAUUUUCUGAGAAAAAUCAAAAAUGGGGGUGAGACCUAAAUGUUAUAUGGAUAUUAGUAUAGGAGGAGAGCUUGAAGGAAGGAUAGUUGUGGAACUAUACAAUGAUACUGUACCUAAAACUGCUGAGAAUUUCAGGGCGCUUUGCACUGGUGAAUUCGGCACUUCUUCCAUUUCUGGUCUUCGUCUACAUUACAAGGGUUUGCGUUUUCAUCGCAUUGUGAAAGGGGCUCUUAUUCAAGGUGGAGACAUAUCUGCUGGUGGUGAAAGUGGUGGAGAAUCCAUUUAUGGAUUGACUUUUGAUGAUGAAAAUUUUGACUUGAAACAUGAGCGCAAAGGAAUGUUGUCCAUGGUAAACGUUGGCCCCAAUACCAACGGUUCUCAGUUCUUUAUCACUACUACUCAAACUCAUCAGUUCAAUGGAAAUCAUGUUGUGUUUGGAAGAGUAAUUAAAGGUUUGGGUGUUGUUCGCUCAAUUGAGCAUGUUGAUCUUGAUGCUGAUAAUCAGCCUAUGCUUGAUAUUGUCAUUGAGGAUUGUGGAGAAAUUCCCGAGGGAGAAGAUUAUGGUGUCAUCAACUUUUUCAAAGAUGGGGACACUUAUCCUGACUGGCCAUCUGACCUUGAUGUUAAAUCAGAUGAUUUCGAUUGGUGGGUUACUGCUACAGAAUGCAUCAAAGCUUUUGGCAACGAGAAAUUUAAGAAGCAAGAUUAUAAAAUGGCUAUCCGAAAAUAUCUUAAAGCUAUGCGGUACAUAGAUGUGUGCUGGGACAUGGAGUCGUUAGAUGGAGAAAAGAGUUAUUUGUUGAGGAAAAUGAGGUCUCAGUUAUUCACUAAUACUGCUGCCUGUAAGUUGAAGAUGGGAGACGUAAAUGGAGCGUUGUGGGACACUGACUUUGCACUUCGUGAUGAGGAAGAUAAUGUUAAGGCUCACUUCCGAAGGGGUCAGGCCUUUAUUGCUCUCAGUGACAUUGAUUCUGCAGCUGAAUGCUUUGAAAAGGCUUUGGAACUUGAACCAAAUGAUGGUGGCAUAAAAAAGGAACUUGCCGCCACAAAGAAAAAGAUUGCUGAUCGACACAAUCGUGAGAAGAAAACCUACACUAGAAUGUUUCAGUGAAGCUCAGGGGAGACUCGGUAGUUUCUAGGAGAAUUUAGCCCACCUUGUUUUCUUAUGUUCCUUCCGAUUUUUCCAAUGGUAAAUCCAAGUCCUGAGAUAUAGCAAACUUUAUCAUGUUAUUACAUGCAGGAUUGUGGUGCUGGUCUUGGAAACUAAGGUGCAAACUGAAAUCCUGAAACCGUUUUAUGUUUUUGUAGACAUAAAAGAAUUUCCAAUGAACAUCAUCGAACUAAUAUGAUUUGUAUACAAAGGGAAGAAGUUUGCUAUAUUCGAUAACAUAAAUGGUUUGAUGUCUUGAAUUUUGUAUAGAUGGUGAAAAUAGGAAAUAUUGCAAAAGCUCGAAAUAUAGCUUACUUUUGAUGUACAUCUUAGCUACUUGAGCCUUCUGAAAUGGAAGAUUCUUUUUCUUCGUUCUUAUUUAUGUUGAUACUUGUUUCUUGCA